AUGGUAAAGCCAUCAACUUCCUCUGAGCUGGAACAAAUAUGUAAAGAUAAAGUUAUGUUGCAAACUUUAAGCGUAAAUGCAGAAGCAUUAUUUCCUACAUUUUCAGGAAAGAAUAUUUUAGUUGUAUAUAUCAACGAAUCCUUUGCUCUUGUUGCUUUGUAUAACUUUUUUCAUGAUGAGGGUGAACUGGAAAAAGAAAUUCUCAAAAUAAUAGAUAUCAGAGAUAUGCCGAUCUUUGAUGAAAUUGCUAAAAAUUAUGACUUGCCUCCCUUUUGCAUAGGAUCACCUAGUAUUGUCAAAUCCUCUAAUGAGACUGUAUCAUUAAUUAAAAAUGCAACAUCAGGUUACACACUGAAUGAGUUUUUUAGUGAAUCAUCUGAGCUACGCCUAGCAUUUUUUAUUCUAGAUAAUCGCUGUAGACCUGAUAUCAUAUUUUUUGUUAUAUUUGAAGAAGUUGAGGUUCUGGUCUUUGUUCAAGUGAAACUGCGUUAUUUAGUUAAAGCGAUUGUAGGAGCACUAAAUACAAUUAAUCCAAAAAUGUUCUACAAAGAUAAGAAUGGAGAUUUAUUUCAAAAAGAAUUAAACAAACCCAUCGUCAAAAAAAUAAAAUAA
Funneliformis caledonium is the source of this 612-nucleotide messenger RNA. NCBI's taxonomy places the organism in Eukaryota, Fungi, Glomeromycota, Glomeromycetes, Glomerales, Glomeraceae. The record is from the annotation of a GenBank genome assembly.